AUGAAUGAUAAUAACCCUGAUGGUGGAUUAGCCAUCGAUUCCUUUGAAUUGGAAGAUAAAUUAUCAAAGAUCAGAUCUCAGAUUAAUUCGAAACUUGAGAACCAAAAACAUUUGGCAAUAAUAUUAUCGGCUGUUGAAGAGAACAUUGAAGAACAAAAGAAUGAUAAAACACCAGUUGCCUACUUUGUAUCGUUUUUAUCUUUAUUAGAUCAAUGUAUUUCAAAUGAUCAAAUACUUGAUAGCAAUUUGGCUGCAACAACCGCAUAUUUCUUGGACCUUGUUUUCCCAUUUACUCCAACACCGUUAUUGAGAUCAAAGUUCAAUCAAAUAUUAGCAAAAUUGGCCCAACCAUUAACAUUAGAAAAUGCCGAAGCAGCUUUAGUUAGAUCUACCAUUGGAGCAUUAGAGAGUUUACUUUUAGCACAAGAUGGAUCAUCAUGGAGUUCCAAAGGUCAAGUUUCUCCGAAAAGAGCAUUUUUGGCAUUAUUGGAGACCUCUUUUGACCCAAGACCAAAAGUCAGAAAGAGAGCUCAAGAGGCUGUAAGCAAAAUAUUGUCUAACCCUCCUGCUUCUCCAUCACCAACACACGUGGCAGCACCUUUAGCAGCAGAUGCUGCAUUAACUCAGUUGUCAAAUCUAUUAAAUACUUACAAAACACAGAAGAAGAACAAAGAAGUAAAUUCUCAAAUUAUCCAUGUUUUGCAAUUAAUCAAAAUGAUUACUUCAACCAAUUCUUGGCCAGUUAAUAAAAUUGAAGAGUUGUGUGAUAUUUUGUUGGAGAUUUCAAAGACUUCUGAUCAAUUUUUGGUUUCUUCUGCCUUUGGUGCCUUUGAAGGAUUAUUUCAAUCAAUGACAGAUGUUAUCGAUGUUGAGAAAUUUACUCGGGUUUUGAAUGUUAUUUUUGAUUUGAAACCAUCCAUCAAUGAUACACAUUUGGCUGCUUCUUGGUUGGCGGUUGUUGCCAAAGCUUUAGAGAGUUUUGCCUUGUUAUCUGCAGAAUCCUGUGUUACCAAAUUACCUACUGUGUUACCUAUUGUUUCAUCAUACUUGGCAUCUGAAUCAAAGGAUAUUUAUAGUAGUGCUUCACAGUGCCUUAUUGCUAUUGUUUCUCAAUCAAUUCCAGAUAAAUUCUUGUUGCAGCCAUCUGCAACAAAUGGAAUCACGAGCGAGAUUUAUGAAGCAGUUGAUGACACCAUAACAUACAUUAACAAGAUGAUUGAAGAGAUUUUAUUUUCAAUAAAGUAUCAAAAUGCUACUAAGGAAAUUUUGGAAUUUACCACCGCUACCAUUUUGAAAUUGAGAAGUAGAGCCAAUCCUGAUUUCCUUGGUGUGUUGAAAAAUGUAGGUGAUUUGAGAACAAACGAAACUGAUAAUUUCCCUUACAAUAAAGAAGCAGAAGAUGUCAUCGCUGCAUCAAUUUCAUCUAUGGGGCCCGAAGUUGUUCUAAGUGUGUUGCCAUUGAAUUUGACUGGUGAAAAUGGUGGUCCUGGUAGAGCUUGGUUAUUGCCAAUCUUAAGAGAUAAUGUGAGGUUUGCUGAAUUGGACUUUUACAAGAAUUCUAUUUUGCCAAAUAUCGAGUUUUUCAACUCGAAAAUUGAACAAUCCGAUAACAAAGAGUCUAUUAACAGCAAGAUUUUUCAAACAAUUGUGGAUCAAAUUUGGUCUUUGUUGCCGCACUUUUGUGAUUUGCCAAAGGAUUUAACUUCUGCUUUUGAUGAAGCUUUUGCAACUAAACUCUCGGAUUUAAUGUUUGCCAAAGUUGAGUUGAGAGUUCCAAUUUGUCAUGCAUGGAGACUAUUAGUUGAAUCAAAUGUUGCCUACCGUGAUGGUGCGUUAGACGAAGAUUUGUUGAUGCAACAAGAGUUCCCAAAGGAGGAAGCACGUAAAAAUGUUGAAUAUUUAAGUACCAUUGCUGGUAACAUUUUAACUGUCUUGUUUAAUGUUUUCACUUAUACAGUAGCAGAUUCUAGAGGAUUUGUUUUGGAGACUAUUGAAACCUACUUGAAUAUCACACCAAAAGAUGAAUUAGCCACCACAUUUGAUAAAGUAUGUGGAAUGUUAAAACAAGCUAUGGAUGAAGAAGCAGGUCAAACUUCUCAGCAGCAAAGCAAAACGGAAAUUCCAAGCACUAGUAUUACCAUGAUGGAUUUGAUUGUAGCCAUGGCUAAAUACGUUCCAGAAUCUUCUCAUAACGCCUUGUUUUCUAUUUUUGUUGCUACCGUUUCUUUGGCAAAAAAUCCAUUAAUGCAAAAAAGGGCUUAUCGAAUUAUUUCAAGAAUGGCAGAAACUGAAACUGGUAAACAAUCAAUUUUGAAAUUUAUAGGGGAGAUUGAAAGAGUGUUAAUUGAAACAAUAGAACAAACACACAAUUCAGCAAGAUCAUCAAGACUUAACGCAAUAUUAUUAGUUUUAGAAUUGUUACCAUCUACUGAUUUAUAUUUUAUCCCAUCUAUUUUGCAAGAAAUCAUCAUGGCAACCAAAGAUGUUAAUGAAAGAUCAAGAGGGUUGUCAUACCAGAUUUUAAUUAAAAUGGGUCAAAAGAUGAAUGAUGGUGGUGUUAUUGAGAAUUCUAGAGUUCCUGGUUUUGACUCUGAUGUUCCUAAUUCAUCAGCUUCAUUAACGGAAUUUUUCACAAUGGUUAGUGCUGGUUUAGCUGCGCAAAAUCCUCAUAUGAUUUCGGCCACAAUUACAGCAAUUUCUUGCUUAAUAUUUGAAUUUAAAGAUGUUUUGCCUACUGAUGUGUUAUUGGAAAUUGCAUCCACUGUUGAGCUAUUUUUAACUCAUAACUCACGUGAAAUUGCUAAAUCAGCUAUUGGAUUUGUCAAAGUUGAAGUAUUGUCUUUACCAGAAGAUAUGGUUAAACAAAAUUUGUCUGAAUUGUUGAGCAAAUUAAUGAGAUGGUCACAUGAACACAAAGGUCACUUCAAAUCUAAAGUUAAACAUAUUUUGGAAAGAUUAAUUAGAAAGUUUGGUGUUGAAGAAGUUGAAAGAUGUAUACCUGAAGAAGAUAAGAAAUUGGUUGCCAAUAUCAAAAAAUCUAGAAACAGAGCUAAGAGAAAACAAGAAGCUGAGGCUGAGGCUGAAGGUGAAGCUGCAUCCAAUCAUAAUUCAGAAAAGAAAUUUGUUUCUGCUUAUGAAGAAGCCUUGUAUGAUUCCGAUAUUUCUGAAGAUGAAGUUGAUAUUUAUGAUGAAGAUGCCAAUAGACAAAAGAAAGCUGGCAAGUCUAACCAAUUUAUAUUGGAAACUGGUGAUGAGCCAUUGAAUUUGUUGGAUAGACAAGCAUUAGCCCAUAUUUCAUCCUCCAAGCCAAAGAAAUUCACCAAACAAGACUUGCAGAAUAAAAAGGAAGAAUUUAAGACCAAGAAUGGUAAAUUGGUCUUUAAGGAAGAUAAUGAGGAAGAUCCAUUGGCUAAUAAGGGAUCAGGUAUUGAUGCUUACUUGGAUGCUGUUAAACAAGCUCCAAUUAGAGGUCAAAAGAAUAAAUUGAAAUUUAAAAGAUCGAGAAACGAAGAAGAUAAUUGGUCUGAUGAUGAUGCGGAAAGCUCUCCUGUUUUGAAAAAGGGUAAAACUUUAGGUAAAUCCAAGAUUUCUAAACCUAAACAGAAAUUUAAGGCAAAGAAGAAACUUUAG
Candida dubliniensis CD36 is the source of this 3630-nucleotide messenger RNA. Its product is annotated as mRNA-binding protein. The record is from RefSeq and is a predicted model, not a curated record. The coding region runs from base 1 to 3630 and encodes 1209 amino acids. NCBI's taxonomy places the organism in Eukaryota, Fungi, Ascomycota, Pichiomycetes, Serinales, Debaryomycetaceae. The transcript has a single exon.